GCAAUGACGAUAUUGAGAAACACUAACUACCCCGCACAGUAGUGGAUAUGAUUGAGAGAGCAGGCACACACCUCGACCUCCCAUUUCUGAUUUCCACCAUACACUCAAUUAAGAACUCAAUUAAGAACAACCGUCCUAUACAAACCACCACCAUGCGUUUCUUGACUCUUUCAAUUGCCGUCCUAGCCUCGGCUACCUCCACCGUCCUCGCUGCCGACCCGGAGUUGAAUAUUGAGGUCACCAGAGCCGUCGAGUGCGAGCGGAAGACGCAGAGGGGAGACAAGGUCGAUGUCCACUACAGGGGCUCGCUCCAGGCUGAUGGUUCGGAAUUCGAUGCAAGCUACAACCGCGGCUCGCCAUUGAGCUUCGUUGUUGGCCAGGGACAGGUUAUCAAGGGAUGGGACGAGGGACUUCUCGAUAUGUGCAUCGGAGAGAAGAGGACCCUCACCAUCCCUCCUAACCUUGGCUACGGAGACAGGAACAUGGGACCAAUCCCCGCUGGCAGCACACUGAUCUUCGAGACCGAGUUAAUGGGCAUCAAGGGAGUCGAGGCUCCAGCUAGCAUUGUGAAGGAGGCCGCCAGCGAGGAGACCGAGGGAGUCAAGGAGAAGAUAAAGGCCAAGAUUGAGGAUGCGGCCGAGGCGGUGAAGGUCACCCUCGAGGAUACCGAUGCUGGUGGACAGGAGCACAAUGAGCUAUAAGAAAAAUAUCCAGAUUCGAGGAGACAUAGGGAGGAUCGUACCGACUAUAUCCAAAAAGCCUACAAUUACAUACAAUUACGCAGAACUUAUGUGAUACAA
Pseudogymnoascus destructans is the source of this 800-nucleotide messenger RNA. It is a transcript of the gene FPR2, whose product is annotated as Peptidyl-prolyl cis-trans isomerase. NCBI's taxonomy places the organism in Eukaryota, Fungi, Ascomycota, Leotiomycetes, Thelebolales, Thelebolaceae. Gene Ontology annotation, molecular function: peptidyl-prolyl cis-trans isomerase activity. The record is from RefSeq and is a predicted model, not a curated record. Bases 48 to 701 code for a protein of 217 amino acids. The transcript is spliced from 4 exons. Gene Ontology annotation, biological process: protein peptidyl-prolyl isomerization.